Peromyscus leucopus (white-footed mouse) is the source of this 795-nucleotide messenger RNA. It is a transcript of the gene Tusc1, whose product is annotated as tumor suppressor candidate 1. NCBI's taxonomy places the organism in Eukaryota, Metazoa, Chordata, Mammalia, Rodentia, Cricetidae. The record is from RefSeq and is a predicted model, not a curated record.
GUUCGCCCGCGCCCCCCGCGCGCGCGCGCGGCCCCUAGGCCCUCGGAGCUGGCGGCUCAACUAGACCGGACCGAUGUGGCGCAUGCGUGGUGGCGCCACCCGGCGCGGGAGCUGCGGCGGGGACGGCGGCGGGACCCGCGGAGAGCUGGGCCGCCUGGGCCGGGCCCGUGAGGCCGGCAGCGGCGGCGGCGGCGUGGGUUGGCGGGGCCGCGCGGGCGGUGCCCGGCGACAGCUGGAGGAGCGCUUCGCCGACCUGGCGGCCAGCCACCUCGAGGCCCUGCGCGCGCGCGACGAGCGGGACCGGCAGAACGCGCGGCUGCGCGACGAGAACGCCCGCCUGCGGCUGGAGAACCGGCGGCUGAAGCGCGAGAACCGCAGCCUCUUCCGCCAGGCGCUGCGGCUGCCCGGCGACGGCGGCCAGCGGGAGGCCGCCGACGCGACCCUCGGCCCGGACGAGCCCGCCACCGACCGCCGGGCGAGAGGCGGCGUUGGCGGCGGCGGCGAGGACGAGCCGGGCAGCCCCAGGGCGCUGCGGGCCCGGCUCGAGAAGUUGGAGGUCAUGUACCGCCGGGCCCUGCUGCAGCUGCACCUGGAGCAGCAGGGCGGCGCGCGCCCGCCGGAAGACAGGGACGGGCGCUCGCUCCGAGAAACUGCCACCGGCCUCUGCGCCCAGGACCCGGAUGUCCCCGGGCCCUGGCUGUAGCCGGAGGGCGCGGCGGGAGGGGUGGGGCCCGCGCGCGCCCCGCCCCCUCGGCGCUCAGCGCCCCGCCCCUCCCAGCACGCGGAAGCUCAGGA